Molecule: messenger RNA, 1123 nt
Organism: Coniophora puteana RWD-64-598 SS2
Lineage: Eukaryota; Fungi; Basidiomycota; Agaricomycetes; Boletales; Coniophoraceae
Product: nucleolus protein
Exons: 4
Coding region: 130-978 (282 amino acids)
Cellular component (GO): nucleolus
Molecular function (GO): rRNA (adenine) methyltransferase activity
Source: RefSeq, a predicted model, not a curated record
GGAGUGGUCGAAGAGACCUUCUUGUUUCCUUCCUCUGACCGAUCGCACGACCAGCUCGCCGGCUGUAGAGGCAUCAUGCCUUGCAUAUUCAACGACCAUUAUCGGCAAUAAGACUAUAAUACCCUCGCUAUGCCUAAAACCCGGAAAAGAAAAUCGCCAGUCACUGACAUUAGCAGAGAUGACUCGAGCUCAAGUUCCAGUAACCCUCACGCAAGCCGCACUGUCAUCAGAAGAUUCCACGUCUUGCUCAAGAGACAACACCAACUUCAGCAAGGUCCAACCACUGCCCCAAUAUCUCAAGAGCUCACCGAAAUCGACAAUGAGAUCCAGCAGCUAGGCGGUCUCUCCGCGUACCAGCGUAUGUCUGCUGUCGGUCAGGGCAACGACCGUGGUGGUGGCAGUGAGAAGGUCUUCAUUAAGUGGCUGCAUGAAAUAGGAGAGCGGGAUCAAAGGAAAGGCAAAAAGAAAUUACGAUUGCUGGAAGUCGGAGCUCUGAAGCCAGACAACUACGAGUCGUGGUCUUCAUGGAUAGAAAACACCCCGAUUGAUCUGCGCAGUAGGCAUGCCUCCAUUUUGGAACAAGACUUCCUGUUGAUGGAUAAGACGGAGAACUGGGAAAAGUGGGAUGCAAUCAGUCUUAGUCUCGUUAUUAACUUCGUUCCGGAUGCGAAGGAUCGAGGCCGCAUGCUCAAGAUGGCUUGGGACAUGCUGACUCCAGAAGGGCUCCUUUUCCUUGCCCUGCCACUACCCUGCGUCGAUAAUUCCCGCUAUACCACUUUCGAUACUCUGCAAAGCCUUAUGAGGGCGAUAGGGUUCGCUGAAAUCAAGGUGCGAUGGAGGAAAGGAGGAAAGAUGGCAUAUUGGCUCUUUAGAAAGGAUAUGUCUUUGUCUCGCAAGGACGCGACAAGUGAAGAAUUUCGAAGGAAAACCGUGCAUCGGCAGGGUAACAGAAACAAUUUUGUGGUACUUCUACCUUAGGACGACAGGCAAGAAAAAGUGUCCACAUUUGCCUUAUGGUCAUGAUGAGUUACAUGUACGGAUACUGUAGCCUCAGGCCUCAACCCUAGGUCCAGCAUGGAUUCAUUCGAGCUUACACAUCCGUCAAUAUUCUGAUAUACUGUCG